AUAUAUAAUAAUUGGUACUUAUGGUCGAAACAGAAUACCAUCAUCUGUUUUUUAAAAUUCCUUUGUGAAGGUUAUACAAAUUAUAAGGACUUUCCUUGGUGUUUUAAGAAAUACAGAAUAUGGCACAAAAGAAAAAAGUGCUUAUGAUUUGUCUAGGAAAUAUUUGUCGUUCGCCCAUAGCUGAAGCUGUAUUUCUUGAUCAAAUAAAUAAAUUAGACUUAAACGAUUCAUGGCAAGUAGAAAGUGCAGCUCUAAUAGGAUACCAUACAGGUAAAAAUCCAGAUCAUAGAGCUAUGUCUACAUUAAGAGAAAAGGGUAUCACUAAUUAUUCUCAUAAAGCAAGACCAAUCACUGAAAGUGAUUUUAUCGGAUUUGAUUGGAUAUUUGGAAUGGAUAAGAGUAAUAUUCAGCAACUUAAUGAUAUGAAACCCAGUAAUUGUACUGCUAAAAUUGAACUUCUUGGAAAUUAUGAUCCAGAAGGAGAAAUCAUAAUAAAAGAUCCUUACUAUGAUAGCAACAAUGCUGGAUUCCAUAAGGCAUAUGAACAAUGUGUAAGAAGUAUAAAAGCUUUUUUAGAACAGCAUAAAGAUAAAGGAUUGUGACCAAAAUGAGCUUUAAAAAUAAUUUAAACUUACAAUUAUUUAAAUAUUGUGUAUUAACAAAAUAAAUAAAAUAUUCAUUAUCCUUUUAAUAACGUGGAAACAUGUCUGUGGGAAACAUGUACGCAUGCUCGAAAACAAGGCAGAAAAAUGUUAUAUGUGUACUCUUACAAUGAUAGUAUCACAGUAUCGGUCGAGCAUCAAAUUUUUGUUAAAAAUUCAAAAUAAAGAUUAUUUGCAUUAA
Molecule: messenger RNA, 843 nt
Organism: Osmia bicornis bicornis
Lineage: Eukaryota; Metazoa; Arthropoda; Insecta; Hymenoptera; Megachilidae
Product: low molecular weight phosphotyrosine protein phosphatase-like
Exons: 5
Coding region: 120-602 (160 amino acids)
Biological process (GO): protein dephosphorylation
Cellular component (GO): cytoplasm
Molecular function (GO): non-membrane spanning protein tyrosine phosphatase activity; acid phosphatase activity
Source: RefSeq, a predicted model, not a curated record